AACUUCAGUUUCUUUACAGUUUUCACACAGACAAGAUCUUAUAGCAGUAACGGAAGCAGCAACCUUCUGGAUUUUACUAUUUUCUGCAGAUUAAACGGAAUAAACAUCAAAGUCAAAAUGGGUAAAUGUAUUAAAACACUGAAGUAUAUGCUUUUCGCCUUCAAUCUAUUGUUUUGGGCCGCUGGAUGUGCCACAAUAGCCAUUGGAAUCUACUUUGUUGUUAAUAAUGUUUAUGGGGCCCUGUUUCCCGAUAGUCCCUCUAUAACAAUUGGCAAUGUCCUGAUUUUAUUUGGCUGCAUUAUAAUGGUAUUUGGAUUUCUAGGAUGUAUGGGAGCAAUUAAAGAGAACAAAUGCUUACUUCUUACUUUCUUUAUUUUGCUCUUGCUGAUUCUGUUGAUAGAAGUUGUACUGGCCAUCGUUCUCUUCGUCUAUGAAAAAGAGAUAGAUCCUUAUGUAACAAGACAGCUAAGUAAAGGUUUUGAAAAUCAUAAUCAAAGAAAUAAUAAUUCAACGUUUUGGGAUGAUUUACAGUUUAGGUUCCAAUGCUGUGGAAUCAAUGGUUCAUCAGACUGGAAAAAUGAAAUUCCCAAAUCUUGUUGCAAUGCAGGCGACAAGGAGUGCACAAAAGAAAAUGCAUUUAAAGAGGGAUGUGCUGUGUUUUUCAGAUCAUGGUUUGAAAAUAAUUUCCUUUAUGUCGGAAUAGCUACCAUCUGUAUUUCUAUCAUAGAGGUUCUAGGAAUGUCUUUCGCAUUGACAUUAUACUGCCACAUUUCCAAAAGCAGUGGUUCUUUUAUUAAAUAAAGAAAGUAAAGACCAAGAUCUUUCUUCAAAGAUGUACUCCACCCAAUUUUGUUGCCCAUAAUGCUAACUCAGCAACAAUAUUCUAGCAGUGCCAUUUCUUUCAUUCAAGUUGUAGCCACAGUUUUUAACCGUUUUAUUAUGGGAAGCUCUAUCUAUAAUGUUACCCCCGCCCCCCAGUCUGACCAUUAGUCCAGACUCCAGAAGAUACUCUUCUGUGUAAGCAGGAUGUCAGUCUCUUUUGCAUGGCUGACUGACUAAACUACAGUAUUACAUUGUCAUCUAUCAAAUCCUUUCCCCCACACAGCUCCACCCCCUUAUUCCUCUGUAUGUCCCUCCAUGCAUAGAUAGGGCAGAAAUUGUAUCUUCAGAAGUGCUCUAAAGGUGGGUUUACCGUUCCUUCACGAAGGUCAGCUACUCGCUUAGUGAAGGAGACCACUGUAUUUACAUGCAGCGAUCUCCUUUACAGUAUGAGGACGAGGGAUCGCUAUUGUGAUCCCUCAUCACCUUACAGAAUCACUGUUUCUGGGCAGCAGAUCAUUGAUUACACCGCACAAUCUGCUGCCCAGAAACUAUGAUCGGUGGUGCCUGCACGAAAGACAGGAUCACCCGAUGAACGAGCGUUUUGCUCAUGUAUUGGGUGAUCAGCGGCACAUUUAGAUGGCCAGAUUAUGGGGAAUGAGCGUUCGCAGGCUACCAGCAGUGUGAACUGAGUCUAAGCGGCUAUUGGUGUGUGUAUAUAUAACUAAUGCUUACUGAACUUUC
Messenger RNA from Bufo bufo (common toad), 1563 nucleotides. RefSeq names its product CD53 molecule (gene CD53). The transcript is spliced from 8 exons. Gene Ontology annotation, cellular component: membrane. NCBI's taxonomy places the organism in Eukaryota, Metazoa, Chordata, Amphibia, Anura, Bufonidae. Bases 118 to 801 code for a protein of 227 amino acids. The record is from RefSeq and is a predicted model, not a curated record.